AUGUCCCACAAGUUCCUCACCACCAGGUUCUUCCAAACGGCUGUCCGAUUUCGCCGCUACUUCUCAGACCAGAGCUAUGUGCACUGCAUCAGUCCAAGGCCGUUGCUGUACCGUACCAUCGGUCAACACCUCCGACUGGCCGCCGAAAAGUAUCCCAACCGGGAGGCCCUAGUGUCCUGCCAUGAGGCCCGGCGGUUCACUUUCUCCGAUGUGCUGGAAAGGGCAGAUCGCUUGGCUGCGGGACUUCAACAGCUGGGGCUGAAAAGUGGGGAUCGCGUUGGAAUUUGGGCCCACAAUAGUUCUACCAGCUAUUUAACCAGUCUUGCGGUGGCCCGAGCCGGGAUGAUCUUGGUUGGAAUCAAUCCAGCGCUGAAGGCACGUGAGGUGCGGCAUGUUUUGAAAACAGUUGACGCAAAGGCGUUGAUCGCGGGAGAUUCCUUCUUUGAAACGAUCAAAGAGGUGGUACCGGAACUGUUGGCAAGUUCACCUGGAUAUGUGAAAUCGGCACGGGUUCCCUCGCUGACGCUGGUGGUUGUAGAUUCUGCAGGAGAACGAUUUCCGGGAACGUUCAACUUCCAAGAAUUGUUUCAAUUUUGUACCGAGCAAGACGUAUCAAAGAUCGAAGCUCUCCAAUCAUCAAUAUCUCCCGACAGUGGAGCCUGCUUGCUGUUCACAUCCGGAACAACCGGAAAACCGAAAGCCGCACUUCUGUCGCACUUUUCGAUGAUCAACAACGCUGCUAUCACGUCUUUUAGAAAUGAACUGGACAGUACGGAUCACCGGAUUUGUGUACAGGUGUCGUUGUCGCAUGCGUUCGGACUGAUUGACGGGAUUAUUGGUUCGAUGGACUACGGAUCAACGAUGGUACUACCGGGGACCACGUUCAAUGCAGCCAAUUCUGUGCAAGCGAUCUUGCAAGAAAAGUGUACCGCAAUCUACGGAACUCCCACGAUGUACGUAGAUCUACUGGAAGAGCUACGACGUCAAAACAUCAGGUUGCCACCUGUUGAAGUGGCUGUCGUUGGAGGAUCACCCUGUUCUGCUCAGCUCAUGCUAGACAUUCAUCAACAGUUAGGAGUGAAACACGUUCGUUCCGGCUACGGUAUGACAGAGCUAGCCAGUUGUUCCUUCAACAGCGAUCGUGGAGAUCCGGUCGAGGCAGCGUUAGACUCCGUGGGAAAGAUCAUCGAUCACUGCGAAGCGAAGGUCGUAGAUCAAAAUGGACGCACGGUUCCGUUCGGAACUCCUGGAGAAUUGUGGUUCCGGGGGUUUGGAACUAUGUUGGGAUUUUGGGGCGAUGAAGCCAAGACAAAAGAGGUACUUGGGCAAGAUGGGUGGUUCAAAACUGGAGAUCAGUUUAUCCUGCAGAAGAAUGGCUACGGUAAGAUCGUUGGAAGGAUCAAGGACAUAAUCAUACGAGGAGGCGAUAAUGUGUAUCCAAAAGAGGUCGAAGAUGUGCUAGACACACAUCCGGGAAUUUUAGAGUCAUACUGCAUCGGAGUUCCAGAUGAACGGCUGGGCGAGCGUGUUUGUGCCUUUGUUGACCGCAUGGCAGCGGCGUUUCAUCAACUUGGCCUUGAGAAGGGUGAUCGCGUUGGGAUUUGGGCACCAAAUGGAGUGGCCUACUAUUUGACGAUUCUCGCUGCGGCACGAGCUGGGCUGAUUUCGGUCGGCUUCAAUCCAGCACUUCAAAAACGUGAGCUAGAGUAUGCCCUAAACAAAGUUGAACUCAAAGCUCUUGUAGCGGUAGAAGGUUUCCGAUCUCAAAAUUUCAUAACGAUGCUGCACGAACUGUUACCCGAGCUGGAAGGAAGCUCCCUCGGGAAUUUGAACUCAAAUCGAGUGAAAUCCCUAAAAUCAGUGAUCAUCGCCUCCGAAAAGAGCUACAGUGGGACUAUCUCAAUGUCGGACCUGAUCAAGCUACCCACCGAGCAAGGUAUCUCAAACAUCGAAUCGUCCCAACGGACUAUCAAUCCGGACAGUGGGGCUUGUCUUCUGUUCACUUCCGGUACUACCGGCCAACCAAAGGCCGCCCUGCUGUCUCACUUUGGUUUGCUGAACAAUGCAGCUCAGGGAUCGUACCGGAUGGGGUUCGAUCGUAACCAGCAGCGGAUUUGUCUCACGGUACCCAUGUUCCACGUGUUUGGACUGACUUUUGGGGCCGCUGCUUCCCUGACCUACGGUUCUACGCUAGUAGUUCCGGGAGUGGCAUUUAACGCCGGUGAAACGUUGCAGGCAAUUAUUAAAGAGAAAUGUAGAACGGUGUACGGAACACCCACAAUUGAAACGGAUUGUCAUCGCAUACGGGAUGACGGAAACGGCGGGAACGAUCUUCAUGAGCGAUCGCGAGGAUGGUACUGAUAUUGCUAUGGGUUCGGUUGGUCGGUUGAACGAUCAUUACGAGGCAAAAGUGGUUGAUUGGAACGGGGACACCGUUCCGUUCGGGAUGGCUGGUGAACUCUGUGUGAGAGGUUACGGAACCAUGCUGGGAUUUUGGGGUG
Molecule: messenger RNA, 2501 nt
Organism: Culex pipiens pallens (northern house mosquito)
Lineage: Eukaryota; Metazoa; Arthropoda; Insecta; Diptera; Culicidae
Product: medium-chain acyl-CoA ligase ACSF2, mitochondrial-like
Exons: 7
Coding region: 1-2361 (786 amino acids)
Biological process (GO): fatty acid metabolic process
Molecular function (GO): medium-chain fatty acid-CoA ligase activity
Source: RefSeq, a predicted model, not a curated record